Molecule: messenger RNA, 1197 nt
Organism: Ciona intestinalis (vase tunicate)
Lineage: Eukaryota; Metazoa; Chordata; Ascidiacea; Phlebobranchia; Cionidae
Source: RefSeq, a predicted model, not a curated record
GCAAAAUGUUUAAACUAGUAGGUAAUGCAGUUGCGAAGAUUCAAACUCAUUGUCCUGAACUUAAAUAUGCCUCAAGAACCAUACCAAGCCACUCAUUUAGUGACGAAAGAGUUACCAACAAACAGAAGAAACUAAUGGAAAGAAGCUUACCCAAACAGAAGGCCAUACCAGGAGUUGAUAAAAUAUUGUUGGUAUCUUCUGGUAAAGGCGGAGUGGGCAAGUCAACUGUGGCUGUCAAUAUGGCACUAGGGAUAAAAGAAUUAACCAAGAAAUCGGUUGGUCUACUAGAUGCAGAUGUAUUCGGACCAUCUAUACCAAAGCUAAUGGGAUUACAUGGAAAACCAGAUAUUACUAAAGAAAACAUGAUGAUUCCACAUGAAAACUAUGGCAUAAAAUGCAUGUCCAUGGGUUUUCUCAUAAAAGAAGGUGCACCUGUUGUAUGGAGGGGACUAAUGGUCAUGCAAGCAGUUCAACAACUUCUAUGGAAGGUAGAUUGGGGUGAACUCGAUUUAUUAGUUGUAGAUUUGCCACCAGGAACAGGAGAUGUCCAACUUUCAAUUGUGCAGAAUGUGCCAGUAUCAGGUUCAGUAAUUGUAACAACACCUCAAGACAUUGCGUUGAUUGAUGUUAGAAGAGGGGUUGAAAUGUUUAAGAAAUUAAACGUGCCGGUGUUUGGAGUUGUUCAAAACAUGAGCCAUUUUUGCUGUCCCAAGUGUGGCCAUGAAACCUCUAUUUUUGGACAAGAUAGCAAGAUAAAAAAGUUUGCAACAGCCACAAUCACAGAAAUAUUGGGUAAGUUUCUAAAAAUGAUGUUUUAUUCUCGACUUACAAUAAUGUUUAUACAGGGAGAAUCCCCUUACACGAAAAUAUAUGCGAGUUAUCAGACAGCGGAAUACCAGUUGUGGUUACAACGGACAGUUCCAGCAAGCAACAGAGUUCUUCAUUUUUUGAAAUUUCACAAAAACUUGUUAAAAAACUCAAUUUUUCAUGACAAGGCAGUUCUGUAUAAAAGUUGAAUUGAACUAUUGUGACAUCACAUGAUUGACUGUUUGGUCACUAAAGAGAAGUUGGUUUAAAAUUAAAUGACAACAGAAGAAUCAGAACGCAUAUCUUGUACGAAUGUCUUCAAGUUUUUUCGACACCUAAAGAAAAAAUAACGUUUUUCAUCGUAAUAAAGCUGCUAUUAUUUACUCCAAA